CACUGUACGAAUGUUUACAAUUUUUCACAUUGUAAAUUGAAACUAAAUAACAAAGUUUAAUUAAUAAACGCGAAAUAGCAAGAGAUGGCCCACUACAAGGGGGCCGCCAGCGAGGCGGGGCGUGCCGCCCAGCUGAUGAAGAAGCGCGAGAUCCAGCAGCAGGAGAUCGAGUUCCGCAAGAAGAAGAUCGAGGAGGAGCUGAAGCUGGACAAGAUUGAGAAUAAAUUCGCGACGCACUACGAUGCCGUGGAGCAGCAGCUCAAGUCCUCGACCAUCGGCCUGGUCACCCUCGACGAGAUGAAGGCCAAGCAAGAGGACAUUGUGCGCGAGAGAGAAAAAAAGCUGGCGCAGAAGAAGGACGAGAAGGAUCGGGAGAAGCAGCGUGCCCUAGAGGCCAUACAGGCGGAGAAGAACAAGCAGAAGCGGCAAAUACAGGCGCUAUCCUUCAACGUGGACGAGGAGGAGGAUGAAGACGGCAACGACGAUGAGGAGGAGGAGCUACAAGUAAAGGUGAAGCAGGAGGCCAAACCCAAGGCCAAAUGGACCGAAAUGCAGGACGCUAUAGUGCCCUUAAAGAAGAAAAAGAUCUGCAAGAACCCCGAUGUGGACACCUCUUUCUUGCCAGAUCGCGAGCGCGAAGAGCAGGAGAACCGGCUGCGCGAGCAACUGCGCCAGGAGUGGGUCAUGCAACAGGCGGAGCUUAAGGACGAGGACAUCUCCAUUACAUUCAGUUACUGGGACGGAUCAGGCCAUCGGCGCAGCGUACUGAUGAAGAAGGGGAACUCCAUCUACCAGUUCCUGCAAAAGUGCCUUGAGCUGCUGCGCAAGGAGUUUAUCGAACUGAAGACCGUAAUGGCCGACCAGCUUAUGUACGUCAAGGAGGAUCUGAUACUGCCGCACCAUUACUCCUUUUACGACUUUAUUGUGACCAAGGCCCGCGGUAAGUCCGGUCCGCUCUUCCAGUUUGACGUCCACGACGAUGUGCGCAUGAUCAGCGAUGCCUCUGUCGAAAAAGAGGAGUCGCACGCUGGCAAGGUGCUCCUCCGAUCAUGGUACGAGCGAAACAAGCACAUCUUCCCGGCCAGCCGCUGGGAGCCGUACGAUCCCACAAAAUCCUAUGACAAGUACACCAUUAAGGACAAGGACAAGAGCAAAAAGUAGUGCAAUUAUUAAGAGCUGCUAUUUUCACCUCGUUUUAUUAAAUUUACCUCAAACCCAUA
This is a messenger RNA of Drosophila serrata, 1220 nucleotides long. RefSeq names its product protein FAM50 homolog. The record is from RefSeq and is a predicted model, not a curated record. Lineage: Eukaryota; Metazoa; Arthropoda; Insecta; Diptera; Drosophilidae. Gene Ontology annotation, cellular component: nucleus. Gene Ontology annotation, biological process: chromatin organization.